UUGCAGUAAAAAUUCGAAUCGGUAUUACCAUCGCCGUGCUCUUGCUGGGGGUGCCAGCUGUCUAUGCUUUCUGGAGACCCAGAAAGCAAGUGUCUAUCAGGGUUUGUCAGUCCUGCUGUCUGAUGGAACCUCCCUCUACUCACAAGCAGUGCAAUGAUUUAGCAAUGGACUCUCUAUGUAAAGGUGUGGAAAUGGGAACUGGUGGACCAGCAACACAGCUAAACAGCAACAGAGACAGUUAAUGAAACCAGUGGUCAGUGUCAAUACUGUCAGUGAUGACAGGACUGUCACUGUGCCCUGUCAGAUCAACAGGUCUAUGGAGAAGAAAGUCACAUGUUACCUGUACACUGGAGACACACCUGAGCCCUUCAAUUCAACAUGGACUAGAUCAACAAAGCCUAAAUCAACAGUGUGUAAUUUUUACAUAAAGUCUGAUGAUCUCGAGAGGCGUUUCCAGUCUGUGGGCAGCAGGAAUGUGAGCUGUGAUUACAGUGUGGAAACAGACACAGAGCGUCGCUCUGCACGCAGUGACAGCUAUUCUGUACCAGCAGCUUCAUCCCCAGGAGUUUCUACAACAAGAAGUCCAGUGAUUUCUAGUACCACAGUGCUUCCACAGUCAAUCACAUAUGAGCAACAGAACACAACUUCCAGGAGCACAGCGAAAAUCACAGAUAAGAAACAGAUGACAACUUCCAGGAGCACAAAGAAAAUCACAGAUAAGAAACAUAUGACAACUUCCAGGAGCGCAAAGAAAAAGAAGAAACAGAAGACAACUUCCAGGAGCACAAAGAAAAAUAAGAAACAGAGGACAACUCCCAGGAGCACAACGAAAAUCACUGAUAAGAGCACAACAACUGCCAGGAGCACAGAGAAAAAUAAGAAACAGAGGACAACUUCCAGGAGCACAACGAAAAUCACCGAUAAGAACACAACAGCUACCAGGAGCACAGAGAAAAGUGCAAGUGUGAUUAUCAGUGUAGCAGUCACAAUGAUUGUGUUUCUGCUGGGACUAACAACGGCCUGUCUAUGGAGAAUACACAAAAAUAAGAAAUCCAAAAGUGUCUAAUGUUUCUAAUGAAAAAAAAAAAAACAAUGGACCUUGUGAAGGAAUGGUUUAUUUGAAGU
Scleropages formosus (Asian bonytongue) is the source of this 1125-nucleotide messenger RNA. RefSeq lists its product as uncharacterized. NCBI's taxonomy places the organism in Eukaryota, Metazoa, Chordata, Actinopteri, Osteoglossiformes, Osteoglossidae. Bases 242 to 1066 code for a protein of 274 amino acids. The transcript has 17 exons. The record is from RefSeq and is a predicted model, not a curated record.